Molecule: messenger RNA, 2648 nt
Organism: Serinus canaria (Common canary)
Lineage: Eukaryota; Metazoa; Chordata; Aves; Passeriformes; Fringillidae
Gene: ARL4C
Product: ADP ribosylation factor like GTPase 4C
Exons: 1
Coding region: 250-828 (192 amino acids)
Biological process (GO): intracellular protein transport; endocytic recycling
Cellular component (GO): cytoplasm
Molecular function (GO): GTP binding; GTPase activity
Source: RefSeq, a predicted model, not a curated record
CCUCCUCCUCCUCCUCCUGCUGCCGGGCGGGGCGAGGGUCGGCAGUCCCGGCGCGCUGCCGCCGCGUGGAGCCGUGCUGCGUGUUCCCGAUCCCAUAUCCCCGAUCCCAUAACCCCGAUCCCAUAUCCCCGAUCCCAUAUCCCAUACCCCCGCUCCCGGCUCGCUCCGCCGCCCCGAGCCGUGCCCCCGCUGCGGGCCGGCGGCGCGGCGAUGGGCGCGGGGCUGUGAGCGCGGCCGGGAGCCGUGGCCAUGGGGAACAUCUCCUCCAACAUCUCCGCCUUCCAGUCCCUGCACAUCGUCAUGCUGGGCCUGGACUCGGCGGGCAAGACCACGGUGCUCUACCGCCUCAAGUUCAACGAGUUCGUCAACACCGUGCCCACCAUCGGCUUCAACACGGAGAAGAUCCGGCUCAGCAACGGGACGGCCAAGGGCAUCAGCUGCCACUUCUGGGACGUGGGCGGCCAGGAGAAGCUGCGCCCGCUCUGGAAGUCCUACAGCCGCUGCACCGAUGGCAUCAUCUACGUGGUGGACUCAGUGGACGUGGACCGGCUGGAGGAAGCCAAAACGGAGCUGCACAAGGUGACCAAGUUCGCGGAGAACCAGGGCACGCCGCUGCUGGUCAUCGCCAACAAGCAGGACCUGCCCAAAUCGCUGCCGGUGGCCGAGAUCGAGAAGCAGCUGGCCCUCCACGAGCUGACCCCUUCCACCACCUACCACAUCCAGCCCGCCUGCGCCAUCAUCGGCGAGGGGCUGACGGAGGGCAUGGACAAGCUCUACGAGAUGAUCCUCAAGCGCAGGAAGUCCCUCAAGCAGAAGAAGAAGCGGUAGAAGCCCAGCCGAGGCGGGGAGGGAUGGGGGAGCAGACAAAGGAACCGAGGGGGAGACAGAACCAAAGCGAUUCUUUUGGGUUUAAUCGUUCUUUUUUUAUUUUUUUCCUCCCCCCUUCUUCAUUUUUUCCCCCUCCUUCCCCAAAGGACAGACAAUAGUGGUGAUAACAAAGCGGCUCCCGCCAGCCGAGCCCAGAUCCCGGAGCUCCCCUCUCCCUCCGCCCCGUGCUCCUGAGGGUCUGAUCCGGACUCCCUUGGGCUGGAAACACGGAAAACCGGGAUGAAUCCUCCCGGGAUGAAUCCCCCGGGGAUGAAUCCCCCCCUCUGCAUCUCCGGGACCACCGAGCCUUUGUGUGCCGGGGAACCAGCAGGGCAGGACCCUGUUGAAGCGCGUUCGAGCGGAGCCCAGCGUGCUUUUGGAUCUCUACCGGGGGCAUUUGGGGGUGUCGAUGCCAGCCCCCCACAUGCAUUUUGGGGCGGGGGGUGCGGAUGAACUGCGGCUCGGCAAGGUCAGCGGGGAGGGGGCUUGCAGCCCUCAUCCCUGCAUCCCCGGAUCCCUCCCCCGCGGGUGGCGGUGGGAAGGGGUGUUGAAAGCUUGGACGGGGGGGUUGGACCAGCAGAAAAUGCCUUGGAGGGGAGGGUGUGAUGGGUAAGGGGACAUCCGCCCACCCAGGCUGGUGUUUUAGGGUGCAGAGCAAGGACGGGCAGCCUUCGGCUUGGGGGGGAGGAUGCGACACUGGGGUGGUGCUGAGCAGCUGCUGAAUGGUGCAGAGCUCGAAGCUCUUGGCUCAAAAAAAAAGGGUGUAAAAAGGAAAACGAAUACCCGAGGGUUCGGGGUGAACGCUGCUGGGAGCACUAGGGGGGUUGUGCAGGACCCCCAUUUCUCAGAGGCUUGGAGGUGUCACCUUCUGCAGCAAAGCCCCCCGCAGGUGUGCAUUGUCCGCGUGCUCAGGGUGCUCCCAGGUGCGGCUUUGGAGGUGAUCCAACCCGGGGGUUACUUAGCAGAACCCCCCCAAAAAAGGCAGAGUUGGGGGUUCUGCCCACUGUGCUGCUCUGCAGUGGGGCAGGAGGCCAAGUCAGGGAGGGUCACGGCAGGGCAGGAUGGAUGGAUGGACAGACAGAGACGGCCAGAGCCUGCAAAAAAAUCUCUGCUGGGAAGGGAAGAUGGCAGGGGGUGAAGAGGCAUGGGGUGGGGGGUUUGGUAGGUUUCUAAUAAAGAUUUGAACCCGAUUGAGAGCCCCUUGCUUCCCCCAGUAGCCACAGGGGCAAGCUGUGCCUGCAGAGCACCCGGGCAGGGCCGGGCCCGGCCGCCUCCUCCUGCAGGGGAACAUUUUAUACCUGCAUGGGGCUGGGCACCAAAAUCCACUUGCUGCCUGUGGUUCAGCCUGGAUCCGGCUCUCCGGGGUCCUGGCUUCCCACAGAGUUGAAGCAGGCAGCCCUCAGGGGCCAAAUAUGCUGGAUUUGGAGGCAGGCAGGAUUUUCUGGUGAUUUUACGCCACCUCUCCUGUUUGCAAACCCCUUUCCCAGAGCAGCCAAGGGGAAAGCACCAAGCAGACAAAAGCCCCUCAGGUUUUGGGGAGUUGAUCCUCCCCUUGCAGUGACGAGCACCUUCCAAACAGCAUUUUUGGGGGGUAGGGGGGUUUGUUAGGGAACAAAUGUUGCAGCUGAGUUGUUUCUUCUCCUCUGGCGGGGUUUGAGUUCCCGAUCUGUGUGGGCUGGUCCCAUCCCUUCAGGUGGCUCUCUUCCCGCUCCCUCGGGUUUCCCUGCUUUGUCUUCACCUCCAACACUUUGGUACUUGCUGUCGAGAGAGAGAGAGAGAGA